Elephantulus edwardii (Cape elephant shrew) is the source of this 1005-nucleotide messenger RNA. It is a transcript of the gene SUCLG1, whose product is annotated as succinate-CoA ligase, alpha subunit. The record is from RefSeq and is a predicted model, not a curated record. The transcript has 9 exons. Lineage: Eukaryota; Metazoa; Chordata; Mammalia; Macroscelidea; Macroscelididae. Gene Ontology annotation, molecular function: succinate-CoA ligase (GDP-forming) activity; succinate-CoA ligase (ADP-forming) activity. Gene Ontology annotation, cellular component: succinate-CoA ligase complex (ADP-forming); mitochondrion. The coding region runs from base 4 to 1005 and encodes 333 amino acids. Gene Ontology annotation, biological process: tricarboxylic acid cycle.
ACCAUGGCCUCUGGGAGCAGUGGCCUCGCCGCCUGCCGCCUCCUGACUCGCUAUUUCCUCGUGCAGCAGAAUGGACUUCGACACUGUUCCUAUACAUCUUCUAGGAAAAACCUCUACAUCAAUAAAAAUACAAAAGUUAUCUGCCAGGGUUUCACUGGUAAGCAGGGCACCUUCCACAGCCAAAAGGCAUUAGAGUAUGGCACCCAACUAGUUGGAGGAACAACUCCGGGGAAGGGAGGCAAGAUGCAUUUGGACUUACCAAUCUUCAAUACUGUGAAGGAGGCCAAAGAACAGACGGGAGCGACAGCAUCUGUCAUUUAUGUUCCACCUCCUUUCGCUGCUGCUGCAAUUAAUGAAGCUAUGGAGGCAGAAAUGCCCUUGGUGGUGUGCAUCACCGAAGGCAUCCCACAGCAGGACAUGGUGCGGGUCAAGCACGCACUGCUGCGCCAGGGAAAGACCAGGCUCAUCGGGCCCAACUGCCCCGGAGUCAUCAACCCUGGAGAAUGCAAAAUUGGUAUCAUGCCUGGUCAUAUUCACAAAAAAGGAAGAAUUGGUAUUGUGUCCAGAUCUGGUACCCUAACUUACGAAGCAGUUCACCAAACGACACAAGUUGGAUUGGGGCAGUCCUUGUGUAUUGGCAUUGGAGGUGAUCCUUUUAAUGGAACAAAUUUUAUUGACUGCCUUGAAGUAUUUCUGAAUGAUCCAGCCACAGAAGGUAUCAUAUUGAUUGGUGAGAUUGGUGGUAAUGCAGAAGAAGAUGCUGCAGAAUAUUUGAAACAACAUAAUUCAGGUCCAAAUGCCAAGCCUGUGGUGUCCUUCAUAGCUGGCUUAACCGCGCCACCCGGCAGGAGAAUGGGUCACGCAGGGGCAAUCAUCGCUGGGGGGAAGGGAGGCGCUAAGGAAAAGAUCUCGGCCCUUCAGAACGCGGGAGUUGUGAUCAGCAUGUCCCCUGCACAGCUGGGGAGCACCAUCUACAAGGAGUUUGAAAAGAGGAAGAUGCUCUGA